Messenger RNA from Galeopterus variegatus (Sunda flying lemur), 1454 nucleotides. It is a transcript of the gene DOHH, whose product is annotated as deoxyhypusine hydroxylase/monooxygenase. Gene Ontology annotation, molecular function: deoxyhypusine monooxygenase activity. NCBI's taxonomy places the organism in Eukaryota, Metazoa, Chordata, Mammalia, Dermoptera, Cynocephalidae. The transcript is spliced from 3 exons. The record is from RefSeq and is a predicted model, not a curated record. Gene Ontology annotation, biological process: peptidyl-hypusine biosynthetic process.
AUGGUGACGGAGCAGGAAGUGCAGGCCAUCGGGCAGAUGCUGGUGGACCCCAAGCAGCCCCUGCAGGCCCGCUUCCGGGCGCUCUUCACGCUGCGAGGACUUGGCGGACCAGAUGCCAUCACCUGGAUCAGCCGGGCCUUCAGCGACGAUUCAGCCCUGCUCAAGCAUGAGCUGGCGUACUGCCUGGGCCAGAUGCAGGACUCCCGCGCCAUCCCAGUACUGGUGGACGUGCUGCGGGACACCUGCCAGGACCCCAUGGUGCGACAUGAGGCAGGGGAGGCACUGGGGGCCAUCGGGAACCCGGAAGUUCUGGAGCUCCUGAAGCAAUAUUCCACAGACCCUGUCAUCGAGGUGAGGCCCCAAGCCCCUCUCCCUGCCAGUCUCAGGUCUCUGGGAAGCUCUGCCUGGCCAGCGCCCUGGACCAGCCUGCAGCCCUGACCACCUGGGGCUGGGGCAGGGGGUGUCCUACAGACAGAGAGCUCUUUGGCCCUGGAUCCUCCGUCUCUUCUCCCCUCCACAUGUCCCUGCCCCUGAGCUGACCCCUGUUCCCCUCCUGCAGGCCUGCGCUGUGGCAGCGCUCUCUUCCGCCAUGAGGUCGGCUACGUCCUGGGCCAGCUGCAGCAUGAGGCGGCCGUGCCCCAGCUGGCAGCCACCCUGGCCCACCUGGCUGAGAGCCCCAUGGUGCGGCACGAGUGUGCUGAGGCCCUGGGUGCCAUCGCCCGGCCUGCCUGCCUGGCAGCACUGCGGGCCCACGCGGCCGACCCUGAGCGCGUGGUACGGGAGAGCUGCGAGGUGGCCCUGGACAUGUACGAGUACGAGAAUGGGCCGGCCUUCCAGUACGCCGACGCGCUGCAGCAGCUGCGCCCGCCCCCCUCCUAGAUGCCCCCUGCCCUGCCCCGGCUUGGGCCGGCCUGGCGGGGGCUUUCUGGGGACUCCCUGGGGCUGCUGCUCUCUGUAGGACUUUGGCGUCUAUAAACUGGGUUUGUGAAUCGGAUCUCACUUCCCUCCCAUCUGUCUUGACUCUUGCUGGGUGCAGGCAAGCUGUGCCCCCUCCUCAUGGCUGUUCCCCUGCCUGGGACUGUUUGAUGCUUUUGCAUCCUGACUCCCAGAGUCCAUUGGAAGCCCCCCAGGGCCUGGCACAGGGUGGCCUGUGGAAGUUUCCAGGCAUGGGAGUUGGAUGCUGGGAAAUGGUUUGGGAUAUCCAGCUUGGCACAGGGUGUCUUAGGAGGGAACCCAGGGGCAGAGCUGGGGCUCGUGGAAAAGGUUGGGGUUACAGAGGCUCAGGCUUCACUAGGUAUGGGGAGCAGGGUCUGGGGACUUCUAAUACCCCACCCUUGGGGCCUGGGCAGGGAUGGGGAGGUGGUCCCUGAGUGGGCUGGAUUAGGGGCUGGGGAGCGACAAGCAGACCCCAGGACACUGCCCAAAUGGAAUAUUAAAUUAUUUUUGCCAAGUGA